GUGGUUGUCUGCUGUUCAUUAGCCCAUAACACUGAUGAUCUUGUAUUGCAGUGGUGAACCAGCUCACAGGAGACUACCUGUUGUGACUGUUAUUCCAACCUUCCCUAAGGAUGUGCAGGCGAGGCUUGAUGCCAAAGAAUCAUGUCAGAAAGUGCCAAAACUACUCAAUAAAAUAAUCAGAGUGCUUUAUGAAAUGAUGGCAGAAUACACUAUGUAUCCAACCAAUGCAGAGUAUGUCAAAGUUGCCAAGGCAGUGAUUGUGAAAUACCCUUUUCUGAAAGAUAAUGAGGGAAAUGGCUAUGAUAUUUGUGUUGGGGAGGAUUUAACAUCUGUUGCGGCCCAUGUGAAUGUGCUACAAAGUGAGUGUCACAAGACUCGUCCUGAUAUAUCAGCUAUCAAAGACCUCAUGGCCCGAACAUUCUCAUGGAGACGUCGUGAAAUCAUGGAAGGGAUGCCCGUGGAGGAUGCACUCAAAAAAUACCCAUACUUAAGGUUUCCUGCUGGAUUGUUUGAUGAGGUUGACCGAAUUCACCCUUCAACAAGCAGCUUCUGUCAUCGCUUUCGAGAGUGCUUCACCACUGUUCUGCCAAAUGUUCUGAACCUUGCCAAGGGAAAAUCUCACCUAACACAAUAUUACACUGACGCAAGACAGGAAGCCAUGGCUGAAGAUUUACCAGGAAUUGACUUAAGAGCUGGGCUUGUCUUUUUGCCAUCUAUCUUCAGGGAAAAGAUUGAACACUUAAUCAUUAUAGGAGAGGGAGACCCUGCUACACCUCAUCCAACCAUAUAGCUGAUGGACAAUGACUGGAUGAUGGCAAUCAGUG
Messenger RNA from Triplophysa rosa, 824 nucleotides. RefSeq lists its product as uncharacterized. Lineage: Eukaryota; Metazoa; Chordata; Actinopteri; Cypriniformes; Nemacheilidae. The coding region runs from base 35 to 790 and encodes 251 amino acids. The record is from RefSeq and is a predicted model, not a curated record. The transcript is spliced from 6 exons.